AUGCGUGUUUUUCGAAAAAAGAAACGUUAUUAUAACCAUCCAGAUGGUGAACCCUUACCUGAUAUUGUUUAUCAAAUGGGUGCUGAAGCAGCAGCACGAUAUGUAGCUUUAGCAUCAAGAGAACAACAAGCUUAUGCUGCUAUAAAUCCAUAUGAACAAGCAGCUAUGUAUAAUCAACAUCAUGUACCAAUGGUAGUGGGACAAAAUUACAUCGAUGAAGCAGCGGAAUAUCAAAUAGGAGGAAAUCCUCGACGUUCUUCUCCAUUAAAUUUUAUUGCUUCUCCUUUUGGCUUAGGUCGAUCCGGAUCUCGUGAACGUUUUUCUCGAGCUGGUUCACCUGCACAUUUUCAUCAAUAUCAACCUGGCAGUCCGGCUCAUUAUCAUCAACGAUCGCAUUCACCUGAAUUGAUACGAUCACGACCUUCAUCGCCUGUUCCAUUUAUUCCACCAGUACGUUCAACACCGGCUGACGUUGCACGUCGUCUUCAACGUGCUCAACUAUCACAAGAUUUACAACGCAUGGAAAGAUAUGAAAGACGUCAAGAAGAAAUGAUGCUGGCUAAUGGGGCUCAAUUUGUUCCUCAAUAUCAACAAGUACAAAUGCCGUACUAUUCAAUGAAUCCAAUGUUACAGCAACCACAAAUGUAUCCGUAUUACUACUGA
Molecule: messenger RNA, 663 nt
Organism: Rotaria sp. Silwood2
Lineage: Eukaryota; Metazoa; Rotifera; Eurotatoria; Philodinida; Philodinidae
Source: the annotation of a GenBank genome assembly